AUACUUCGUCCUUGCUGUUGUUUUGUGAGUAAUAUUGUUAAGAUAAAAGCAGAGCACCAUGCUGUAGAUGAAGUUAGUUUGGCAAAUAACAUGCUUCCCAGGACUUUGCUGAAAUCCGGUUUGUUACUCCUUUGUCUUGCCCUUGUGCUUUGAGUUAUGAAGAACACAGUAAUCCCUGAGCCGCGUAGACCCUGCACCUUCUGUUCCUAGGUGACAGAGAUGCUGAGGCACUGCAUGUGACAUAUUUUCUUGGCCCUCCUCAGGCAUGGGUCCUGUGUCUGGCAUUCUCCCUCUAAGGCAUUCCCAGACUUUUAUUUAUCCUGUACAAUUUUAUUUUCUGUCUUUAGAUUUUUUGAGAAGGUGUAGUUCGGGCUGACCUUGAACUCACAGAGAUCCUCCUGCCUCAACUUCCCUGAGUGCAGGGAUUGCAGGCAUAGACCACCAUGCCUACCUCCUUUUGUUCCUUAUUUUCUAGGUAUGCCUUACAUUUUCUUGUACAGAGUGGGAUUUCCUACUGCAUCAUGAUCAUCAUAGGAGUGGGGAGCAUGCACAAAUACUGUUUCAUCUUUGCUCUGGGGUACCUCACAGUCUGCCAAAUCACCAGAGUCUACAUCUUCGAUUAUGGACAGUAUUCUGCAGAUUUUUCAGGCCCGAUGAUGAUCAUUACUCAGAAGAUCACGAGUUUGGCCUUUGAAAUCCACGAUGGGAUGUUCCGGAAGGAUGAAGACCUGACCCCAUCGCAGCGAGAUCUUGCCGUAAGGCGCAUGCCCAGCCUCCUGGAGUACGUGAGCUACACGUGCAACUUCAUGGGCAUCCUGGCCGGCCCUCUGUGCUCUUACAAGGACUACGUAGCAUUCAUCGAGGGCCGCUCAUAUCGCGGAGCACAGCCGGGACCCGGCGGGGAGGAGGCAGCACCAUGGGAGCAGCACACGGACCCGUCUCCAAAGGCAGCAGUGACGCAGAAGCUCCUGGUGUGCGUGCUGUCGCUGCUGGUGCACCUGACGGUCUGCAGUGUGCUGCCCGUGGGCUACAACAUCGAUGAGCAGUUCCGAGCCACGGCCUCCUGGCCCACCAGGGUGGCCUACCUCUACAUCUCCUUGCUGGCUGCCCGACCCAAAUACUACUUUGCCUGGACCUUAGCGGAUGCUAUUAAUAACGCUGCAGGCUUUGGCUUCAGAGGCUACGACAGGAACGGAGUGGCUCGCUGGGACCUGGUCUCCAACCUGAGGAUUCAGCAGAUAGAGAUGUCAACCAGUUUCAAGAUGUUCCUGGAUAACUGGAACAUCCAGACAGCGCUGUGGCUCAAAAGGGUGUGUUAUGAGCGCGCCUCCUUCAGCCCCACGGUGCAGACCUUCUUCCUGUCGGCCAUCUGGCACGGCGUAUACCCUGGCUACUACCUGACCUUCCUCACCGGCGUGCUCAUGACGGUUGCCGCCCGGGCUAUGAGGAGCAACUUCAGACAGUGCUUCCUGGAGCCCCCACAGCUGAAGCUCUGCUACGAUGUCCUCACGUGGUCGGUGACGCAGAUUGCAGUGAGCUACACCGUCGUGCCCUUCGUGCUGCUGUCUGUGAAGCCAUCCCUCACCUUCUACAGCUCCUGGUAUUACUGCCUUCACAUCUGUGCAAUCUUAGUUUUAUUGUUGUUGCCAGUGAAGAAAACUCGGAGAGGAGAGAUGGUGCAUGGAAACCAGCACCCGGCCCCUUCUGGAAAGCAAGAGGAGAGGAACAGCUCCUCGGGGUGGAACAGCACCCCUGUGAUGAACAGCGUGAGCAGUGUGAAGCCGGAGCAGGGGCAGGAGCAGGGGGGCUGCAGACAUCGGUGGUCCCCGCAGCCCUGACGCGUCUCUCGGUGGCACAGCUCAGUCCUCACUGUGCAGAUUGGUGGGAAUGGGACGCGUGGAGGGCAUGGCUGGCCCCAGGGACCCGCAGCCCUGCCACUGCCCUGGCCACGCCUUACUGGGGUGUCCUGGCCUCCGUGGGUGGGCGCAGGUGACCUUUCCCGCCCACUGGUGUCCCCUGCCGGCCCCGGCCCAGCGCCUGCCCUGUGCAUCCUGGCCGCCGAAGAAAUGGCAGCGUCCUUGCGGCCCUGCUGGCGAUGGAUUCACCUUCCCACAUGGAUGUCUUGCCUUAAACCCUCUCUUUGGGAAGCUGUUGCUGCUUGUGGUCUUCGAGGGGGAAGGGUAUGCAGAGCCGGCCUCAGGAUCCCAUGUCCAUGCUGUAGAGGGAUUAGGGAGAAUCUGAAACCGGGUAUUUAAGGUUGUGGAGAAUUUUUAAAAGCGCAAUAAACAUCUCAGUAUUUGAAGGAUUUUCUUAAAGUAUCUCCUAGCUAACACAGAGCGAGCUGGGCGUUGUGGCACAAGCCUGUCACCCCAACAUACUGGAGAGGAGACUGAAGCAGGAAGACCAUAGAAUCUGAGGCCAGCUGGGCCACAUAGUGAGCUCAAGGCCAGCCAGGACUACCUAAGGAGAACCUGUCUCAAAAAAACUACCAAAAAUAAGGAGAGUAAAAUUCACAGCGAAACUGUCUGCAGUUUGGGUUGCCAAAUUAUAGCUAGCUAGUUUCACUGGAAAGCUUAAUUACCUUGUGGUGGUCAGAGGGCCCCACCAGGAGGAAUUUUAAGCAUAAUUAAAGAUUUGGUAAUGUGGUAUUUUAAUCUUAUGUUCUUAAAAAAAAAGAGAGAGAAGGCUGGCCAACCUGCAGCCAAAGGCAGGAUGUUCCCUUUCUGCUUCAGGGAGCUACGUGAGGUGUAAUAACUUGCUUCUCAGUGGAGUUUAUCAAGCAUAAACUAUAUAAAAUUCAGACAGGUAUGUUAUAUACCUGUGAUCCCAGUGCUUGGGAAGCUGAGGCAGAAAGAUUACCAUGCCUAGGCUACAUCGUGACUUGAAGGCCACACACUAGACCACCUAGGGAGACAAUGGCUCAGAGAACACACAGGACAGGUAACACAACAUUCACAGAGGUGAGGAAGCGGUGGUGGCUGGCUGGAAGGUUUUAAAGCAAUCCCUGGUAACUAGGGUACCUCUUUGGCUAACCCCUUUUUUACUUGGGGUCACUUUGGUUCCCGGGUGGUGAUGACAGGGGAGCCGCAGGGGAAAUGACAGCUCAGUGGCCAGUCUGAGUGGCGCUCUGGAGAACUGUGCAGUGUGUGCGUCCAACCUGCUCACACGGGAGCCUCACCUCCAGCCCUGAGCCAGCGGAGUACAGAUAUGGGGGUUAUGGGCUCUCGCAGGGCACCAAGCCCGUGAGGGCUUAGAGUUAGGGGGGAUGAGGACGAGGGGCCAGCGCAGGGGCAUCUCUGGCUUUUGUCCUUUGACAAAGGCAUCUCUGUCCUUUGACUGAUCUUUUGUAGAUUUAUUUCCUUUUUGCCUUAAAAGUUUUAAUGAGAUGCAAGUCAUCAGUCUAAGAUGAGUCUGUGAUCACUAACAGACGUGUAAAUGAUGUGAAGGGCGAAAUGGUUUGGCUGAGGCUGCGCAGUGCUUCAGUUAAAGGAAGCAAAAUGAUAGUGGUUUUAGAAGUUUAGAAAUACUUUGCCUUGUUUCCUCUCCCUCUCUCCUGCCUUCCUCCUUCCCUGCCUCUCCUCUCCUCUCCUCUCUUCUCCUUCCCCACCCCUCCCUUCCCCUCUUUUGUAGUCCAGGCUGCCCUUGAACUCACUUUGUAGCCCAGGCUAGGCUGGAGCUCACAGUGAUCCAGCCUUCCUCAGCCUCCUGAGUGCUAGGAUUUACAAAACGGGAUUCAGCAAAUAUUUAUAUUAUUUGUUCACUCUUCAGACAGCUCAGAAACUCUCAGAGAUGAUCAAUGAUCAUUGUAUUUAUACUGGUUCAUUAUAUACUUCUCAAGGGAAAAUAAUUAUUCUUCCCUUGAUUUCGUUUCAGUGAAACAAUAAUUCAUUUAAUCUGAAAUGUCUCAGCUGCCACCGUUUUAGGAGUGGCUCAUUCUUUUUUGUAAAAUGCACAUUUUUGCUGGGUGUGGUGGUGCACACUUGGAAGCAGAGCACUUAGGAGGCUGAGGCAAGAGGCUUACUGAGAGCUUGAGGCCAGCCUGGGCUACAUAGCAAGACCCUGUCUCAAAAAAACAGAAUAUAAGCAUUUUUAUUGGUGCUAAGGGUGAUUGGGGAAGUUCAUUUUGUUUCUGAAAUACUGAGUGAUAAAGUGGAUUUACUGGAUUUGAAACAGUGUAGCUAGCACAUCUCUCAUCAGCCAGCACCAUCCACGUGGCUGAAACUUUGGUUCCCAGCAUAUAUGACACUCAUACACUUGAUUUUCACACACACUAUUGUGUGUGUGUGUGCAUGCGCUUGUGCUACAGAGGACUGAACCCAAGGCCUUCCCACUGAGCUAUGUACCUGCCCUUUUUAUAUUUUUGAGACAGGGUCACUUAUAUUGCCCAGGCUGAGUUCAAACUCGGGGCCCCUCUGCCUCAGCCUCCCAGUGUGCUCACAAACCACUUGGAGGAAACUGAGGGAAGGGCUGGUUGGGGAGCCCUGGCCUUCCCACUCUACCCCACAAGUCCCCUCCGCUAGAGAAAGGGUCCACAGGAGUCCAGGGUGGAUUCACUAAGAACUGCCACACCACCCCCACGUCAGUUAGCACUGGGAGGGUUGUCAUGGCAACAGGAAAUCCUUUUAAUCCAUUCAGUCAGAAGGUGACACCUUUGUGCCAUUUCUCCUGUCUAGCCCUUCAAACGAGUCUUUCAUAGAGAAACAGGCUCUCCUGGGGGGAGGGGCGGGAGUCUUUCUGCCUUCUCUGCCACUCUAGAUUUUUUGCUAGGUGACAUGACUGGGUUGUCUUCUACUGAAGGUACACUUCCUAGCCUGGAGGUGUGGAGGUGCAUACCCAUCAUCCAGCACUCCAGAGGCUGAGGUGGGGAGGUCACCCCAAGUUCAAAGCCAGCCUGGGGUACAUAGUGCAGCCCUGUCUCAAAACAAUCACGUUUCUGACUGGGUUUACUGCUACGAAACUUCUCAAAAUAUAUGGUGUUCCAAGAAUUUGGUUAACCUUUAUUUUAAACUACAGAAGACAAUUUCUUUAAAAUUUUGUCAUUAUAACAGUUGCACAGGCUAGGACAAAAAAAACUUAUUUAAAAUUUAUAGCUCGUAAAUAGUAUAUUUACAGACAAACUUGGACAUUUACAUUUACUUCUGUUCUUCAUAAUUCUUAGUUGUUUUUAAAAAUUUCUUCUCUCUCCUUUUCUUUCUUUUGAGACAGGAUCAAAAUUGCACGGAUCCUCCUGCCUCAGCCUCCUGAGGUGCUGGAUCACAAAUGUGAGCUAUCACACCCAGCUAAGUGUUCUAAUUGCCAUUGAAAGAAAAGUUACUUGAGAAUUCUCGUGUCUACACAGGUGCCUGCCUACUGUGUCUGCUAAGAACUUGUUUAAACUUUUAGGUAUAAACCAGUAUUAGUGGGGGUAAUUCAAGCAUUUAGAUUCCAUCCUGGGUGAAAUCUAAUGAAGGCAUAGAAUUGUAAGUAACACUGUCCAUGCGCUCCCCACAACCCCGGAGGCACUCACACAGAUACUGCUCUUGUCCUGGAAGCUCCGUGAGUAGCUGGUCGUGCGUCUGGGUCUCUCUGACACUGAAUGUCUGCCUCCUGCUGUACUCAUACCAUGGGUUUACAUCCAUCCUGGCUCUCAACAAUGCAGGGAGAGACUGCAUUUUCUUUUGUCUGGUUUUUUGGGAUGGAGUCUUGCUAUGUUCAGGCUCUCCUUGAACUUACUAUGUAGUCCAGGUUGGCCUUGACCUUCUGGCGAUCCUCCUGCUUCAGCCUCUCAAGUGCUAGAAUUACAGGUAUGCAUCACCAUACCUGGCCUUGAGACUGCAUUUUAAAAAAUGAAAUUCACUCUGAAAUUUGAAUUGAAAGUUUCAGAAUGUAGGGGUCUUCAGUGUUUUCCUGCCACACCUUGCCGUCAAGUCUGUGUAUUGCAACUCUCCUUAUGGAAGAAAAUGGGAAAUGAAAAUUUUCACAGUGCUGUUUUGUAGGAAUGCUCUGUCAGCCAGUUAGCUGCCUCUUCCGGCUCCUGUUGUACAAAGGAUGCAGCCAGUGACAUUUAAAUUGGCAGGCUGCUUAAUGUUUUCUAUGUUUUAAAGUAAUAUUUAUUUUAAUAGAUUUUUAAUACCAUGCCUACCCCAAUAAAGAACUGACAAGCUCUGUAGAUCAUUGAUUGGAAAAGCUUCAUGAAACAGAUCCUAGAGGUACAUUUUCAUGCCAACUAAUUUAUCUCACCUUUGACGACUGAUCCUGGCUCUUGAAUACAACUUUUUUUUUUUUUUAAUUUUUUUUUUUUUCUUUUUUCCGGUACCGGGGAUUGAACUCACGACCACCUGCUUGCAAGGCAGGUGCUUAUGCCGCUGAGCUAAAUUCCCAGCCCCUUUAGUACAACUUUUAUAAAGCAAAGAAAAAAGGCCCACGACUACAUGUUAUGUAAAAUAGUAACAGAAAGACCCAUGCAACACCUAUCCAGAGGCAUCCAAAGCUUACCCAGUAACCGUCAGCUGUCUUCACAGCCAGGUUUUAAUCAAAUUUUGUAGAUAUAAAUAGAAAAUGGAAAUAUGACAAGAAACCACAAUUACCCAGUGAUCUCCCAGUAGCACUCUUGGGAUGGAGGAAGUGACCAGCUGCUGGUUACUGGACUUUUCCAUGACUAUCCAGCUUGAUCUCUGCUUGGGGUUCACUCCUUUGAGAAACUGGUUUGUCCAUAUUCCUGUCUGUCCUUGUGAAAGACAGACACACAGUCCGACGGGCUUUCUGGUUCUGCCUUUUGCCAUCCAUAGUAUUUGGAUUUCUGGCCGCGCUGUGUGGUCAGUGGAAGAUCAGUUGGGUUGUGAGGCCAGAGGACUGAAGCAUGGAACACAGAUUUCUCCCCAGCCAGUCGGUCACUUGUCACCUGCUGGGGCCACGACACAAGGACAAGUGGAGGUCACGAUGAUCCUGGGGAAGUGAGGGCUGUGGCCCCAUCCCUGCUGCCCCCCCCCCCCGCCAGCCACAUCCAUGGCUCUCAGUCAUCCCCAGCAGUCACUGCCAGCAUCCCAACCCCAGGCCUCCAAGGGCAGUGUUUAUACUUCCUCCUGGGUGUGGGGGGAUAGGGGCCUCAUGUGGGCUGUGCUUUCUGUUUUUAGCACUCUAAAAUAUUUUUCUAAAGAAGUGUUAUUUUUCAACAGACCUAUAAACCAGGUCUUGUGAGGCCAACGGGAGCUGCCUCUGUCCCCCCUGCCCCAUGAUGGGACAAACCCAUGGCCACCCCCUGAGCUGGACCAGUGGAUGAGUGCUGGGUGUGACAGCUGUUUUUUAACAUAUGUGUUCUUCCUUUUUCUAAUUUGUGUCAUUAAAGCCGAUUAGUUUCAAAGCA
This is a messenger RNA of Cavia porcellus (domestic guinea pig), 7342 nucleotides long. RefSeq names its product membrane bound O-acyltransferase domain containing 2 (gene Mboat2). The transcript has 12 exons. Bases 444 to 1838 code for a protein of 464 amino acids. Gene Ontology annotation, biological process: lipid modification. The record is from RefSeq and is a predicted model, not a curated record. Gene Ontology annotation, molecular function: acyltransferase activity. NCBI's taxonomy places the organism in Eukaryota, Metazoa, Chordata, Mammalia, Rodentia, Caviidae. Gene Ontology annotation, cellular component: membrane.